UUGGUACCAGUACACGUAGAGCUAUAGAAGAUACGAUAGAGGCGCAGUUGGGAUAAACAAGCCGUGUGGACAAGACUCUUUCAACGCCACACCAACCCUCAAUUUUCUUGGUAAAUUGUAUCUUCUGGAGGAGAUUGGAAUCUCAAGAUGCAUCAGACACUAGCGAUCCUUCUCGUCCUGACACUCGUCGGGGCUACCUUGGCCAUGAAUCCAAGGCAGGACUUUGCUGAUCGUCGUGGUAUGCAGAGAAUGGAGAAAAUGAAGCCCAUGAGGCAGGGGAUGCAAGUACGGAACGAGUAUCUUGAACGGUUCCAGGCAGACGCAGAGAAGAGAGCCCGUAAAUAUGGCGAGAGCAACCUGAGAGAGAAGAUGUCCAAGUUGAAGACCCCCUAUGCUGACCAGUUGUCCCAACUUCGUGAGAGGAUGGCCGCCGGACAGGAGAGGUUUGGCGCCAAGAUGAUGCGCGGUGACCGAAGGAAGGUCAAGAGAUCAUCCAGGAGGCAGCCAUAAGAAAGAGGACUUCAUAAUAGUCGCAUCUACAGAGUGUCUUUCCAUGUCAAAUAGUAUAGGGAAUGUCCAAACAAAAAAUAUUAAAUAGAUAAUUUGCUUUCGUCCAGAAAAGCACACAUGAAAACCGCUUCACUUAAUUUUACUUUACUACGUCUCAUCACGUUAUACAUCUACAUGCGGAUUUUAUGUUAGGCCUAUUGGCAGAUUUUUAUGUAAGGUUUGAAUUUUAAUGGUUUAUUUUUUAACUCAUGUUAGUUUUCGUUGCUCACUUAUGUUGGCAUUAUUUUGUCAUCAUAAUUUAAUUUCUGCAUCCAUGUUUAGUAUGCCUGAAUGACCAUUAUUAAGAUGCAAACGCUUUUUUACAGUAAUUUCUACCCCACUCCCUUCCCCGUUGUGUGUUGUAACUUGAUUAUUUAAUAUAUACCGUAUGUCUUUCGGCUGCCAAUUUUGCUAUUUGUUUCGCAUAUUAAUACAAUACCUGUAUAAUAAUAAUCUAAGUUUUAUAACCAGUGUUAUCAUUGUGUGUAAAUUCACCUCGUUUAAACAAUUGAACUUAAUUGGAAUGUAAAUUUGUCAAAUGAAAACAAGUUAAAGUUUAUCAAAAACCUUUUUAUAUAUAUGUUAAUUAAUUUAGUCAUAUUUUCGAGAAUAUGUAUUAUUCAUUGGGACCACAAAGGAUAUCACAAAUAAAUACAAGUCAGAUUUUAUCAUA
Molecule: messenger RNA, 1222 nt
Organism: Lytechinus variegatus (green sea urchin)
Lineage: Eukaryota; Metazoa; Echinodermata; Echinoidea; Temnopleuroida; Toxopneustidae
Exons: 2
Coding region: 148-510 (120 amino acids)
Source: RefSeq, a predicted model, not a curated record